GAGAGUCUGAACACAAUGAUUGAUUAAUCACACUUAUAAGCCUCAUCACUUUUUAGUCUUUUAGCGCAAAAGAAGAAAUCAAGGAGAGAGAGAGAGAGAGAGAGAGAGAGAUCCAUGGAGGGUCUUCAAAGAUCAACCAUCUCCUUCCGCCGUCAGGGAUCUUCCGGCAUAGUCUUCGACGACCGUGUCAUCGCCGAGCUUAACAAACAAGCCACCGAGCAGAAAGACGAAAGUCAACGCGACGAACAGCCUAAGCCUAUGUCUGAAGGCCCGGAGCAAGAGAAACCAAUCGCCGGCGACGAGAAAGACAAGCUCAGGCCUAUCAAAACCGGUGCACCGACAGCCGGAGGACUCGAGAGGAGUCGAUCUAACGGCGGAGGAGCUCCACGUCACCACCGAACAACCGGAAGAGUGUCUCCCGCGGUGGAUCCGCCGUCUCCGAGACUGUCCACGUGCGGUUGCUGCACUGCGUUUGGGAAAAAACCGCCGGGGAAGAAGAAUAAUCCGAGGAAGAAGCCACCGAAACGCAGAUCAAGGUAGACAUAAAACUAAAGAGAUCAUACAUACUGUCUUUGAACCUCUCUUUGUGUGCUCUGAUACGAUCUUUAAUUUUCAUUUUUGAAUUUCUCUGGUUAAAGCUUAGAUCUUAAUACUUUGAAUUUUAUUUUUGAUUGUAAAUUAGCUGUCUUUUUUUUUUCCUGUUUUCAGACAAAUUUUUCAUUUCUGUAUAUUUUUUAUUUCUUGAUCA
Molecule: messenger RNA, 748 nt
Organism: Brassica napus (rape)
Lineage: Eukaryota; Viridiplantae; Streptophyta; Magnoliopsida; Brassicales; Brassicaceae
Exons: 1
Coding region: 115-540 (141 amino acids)
Source: RefSeq, a predicted model, not a curated record